This is a messenger RNA of Papaver somniferum (opium poppy), 1710 nucleotides long. RefSeq names its product expansin-A1-like. Bases 344 to 1108 code for a protein of 254 amino acids. Lineage: Eukaryota; Viridiplantae; Streptophyta; Magnoliopsida; Ranunculales; Papaveraceae. The transcript is spliced from 3 exons. Gene Ontology annotation, biological process: plant-type cell wall organization. The record is from RefSeq and is a predicted model, not a curated record. Gene Ontology annotation, cellular component: extracellular region.
UACUAGUUUCGGACUUGAGACAAAAAUGGGUUGAGUAAAUAAGUGGAUAGAAGAGUUCUUGCUAGUUGUCUAAUAAUUGUAAUUGCAGUUAUUUGUUUCUAUAAAGGAUUCUUGUUUCUGCUUUCCCAUAUUGCCAGCUGCUUUUCAUUCAUUUGUUUAUUCCAAUUUCCUUUCACCUUUCUCUGGACAUCUAUAAAUUCACCACUCAUAUCAUCUCAUAUUCCUCAAUUACUCUCACAUCCCACUCUCACUCUAUUUAUUUUGACAGCUUAGGUUGCAGAUUCUGGCAUUUGUAAGAGCUCUCAAAACCUGUUUUUCUACUUUUCUUUUGUGUACAGGCAAAAUGAAGUGUUUCUUUGGGUUUUCCUUGAUAAUCUUUCUCACAUUUUUGAGAACUGCUAAAGUCUAUGGAUCAUAUGGUUGGAAUAGUGCACAUGCUACGUUCUAUGGAGAAGCUGAUGCUUCUGGCACAAUGGGAGGAGCUUGUGGAUAUGGAAAUUUGUAUACUCAAGGUUAUGGGACUAACACAGCAGCACUAAGUACUGCUUUGUUCAACAAAGGAUCAACAUGUGGAGCUUGUUAUGAGAUCAAAUGUGUUGAUAGUCCAAAUUGUUUGAAAGGAUCUAUUACUGUCACGGCAACAAAUUUCUGUCCACCAAACAAUGCUCUUCCCAACAAUGCUGGUGGCUGGUGUAACCCUCCUCAGCAACAUUUUGAUCUUGCUGAACCUGUUUAUCUCAAAAUGGCUACUUACAGAUCAGGAAUUGUCCCUGUCUCUUACAGAAGGGUUACUUGUAAGAAGAGCGGAGGGGUAAGAUUCACAAUCAAUGGGCAUUCUUAUUUCAACCUUGUGCUCGUAACAAAUGUCGGUGGAGCUGGAGAUGUUGUAGCUUUGGCAGUGAAAGGAUCAAAAUCUGGUUGGAAAUCAAUGUCAAGAAAUUGGGGUCAGAAUUGGCAGAGCAAUGUUUACCUUGAUGGUCAAGCACUUUCUUUUAGAAUCACAACAAGUGAUGGCCAAAGAAUUGUGUCCAAGAAUGUUGCUCCUUCCAAUUGGUCUUUCGGUAAAACUUACUCUGGACCGAAACAAUUCCGUGCUGCUAGGUUCUAACCCGCCUCUCCCAAUCUCGAUUUUACAUAUUUUUUUUUGGAUAACCGGGGGGUUGUCCAGCCUUCUUAGAGCACCAAUCUAGAUCUUGGGUAGCGUCGAUCCUCUUAUUCAUGGCUGCUACUUCUUCAUUUUAUGUCUGUCUAUCUAUCUCUCUACUUAAACUAACCGAAAAACACCUUGCCAUUUAAGCCUUUUCUCCUCCUGCAUUCAUCAGAGUAGGACUAACUUAUAAAAGUAUAAAUAGUACUCCGUUAAAGUCAUUUUGAGCCUUUCGAAAUAUCCUUAAUGGUCUAACAAUUUGCACCAACUCUUGUUUCUUUCUUUGCUCUUCUUCCUCUCCUUUUUUGUUGUUGUUACGGGAUCUGCAAUAUCUAAAGGGAUCUUUAAUUGGCUUAGAGUUGUUUCUUAUUGUAUGGUAUGGAAAUCUUAAAAAGUAUUUUUAUGUUUUAAGACACAAGUUACCUCAAAUAUUACAGUGUAAGAUGUAUUCUUGAAGUGUUAUUAUGAUCAAUGGAAAUGUAUAUUUAUUUAUGCACUUUAAGCAAUUUGUUGAAUACAAAGUUCUAUUUUCUGAAAUUAAAAUGGAAAUUGUAUGGGUUAUA